UCGCACAGCGCCGCCGGAGGUUGCUGUGUGGGCCGCGGGCCGUGCCCGGAGCCGUGCCGCGGUGAGCCCCACCGGGCGGAGCGCGGCCCCAUGGGCGGCAGGCGGUGAUCCCCGCCCUUCCCCGCCCCGCUCCCGCCGCGCCGGUAGCGCCAUGGAGGAGGAGAGCAUGGAGGAGGAGGGUGGCGGCGGCGGAGAGCCCAUGAUGGACGACCAGAACCACAACAACUGGGGCGCCGGCGGCUACGGGCGGCACCUGCUGGGCUCCGCCGCAGGGCAGGUCGGUAACCGCUUCCUACGCGAGGCCGCUGCCGGGACCCCGGCCGGGACCGAGCUCUCUGAGGCCAACGGCAUGCUGCAGGGUUGCGAGCCGGAGGGCGCCUCAUGCAAGGGGGAAGCCGGAGCCAUCGCCGCUGCCAUCAACAUCAACGCCUCGACCUCCAAGUUCCUAAUGAAUGUUAUAACAAUUGAAGACUAUAAGAGCACAUAUUGGCCAAAGUUGGACAGUGCCAUAGAUCAGCUUCUAACUCAGAGUCCUGGUGACUACAUCCCUAUCUCCUAUGAACAAAUAUACAGUUGUGUGUAUAAGUGUGUAUGCCAGCAGCAUUCGGAACAGAUGUAUAGUGACCUAAUAAAAAAGAUAACUAACCACUUAGAGAGAGUCUCAAAGGAGCUGCAGGCCAGCCCUCCAGAUCUCUAUAUUGAAAGAUUUAACGUAGCUCUUGGACAGUAUAUGGGAGCAUUGCAGAGCAUUGUGCCUCUUUUCAUAUAUAUGAAUAAAUUUUACAUAGAAACCAAGCUUAACAGAGACUUAAAAGAUGACCUUAUAAAGCUGUUUACGGAACAUGUUGCAGAAAAGCACAUUUACAACCUAAUGCCUUUACUUUUGGAAGCUCAGUCAACACCCUUCCAAAUAACUCCUUCAACCAUGGCAAAUAUUGUGAAAGGCCUGUAUACACUACGACCAGAAUGGGUACAGAUGGCACCAGCUUUGUUUUCUAAGUUCAUCCCAAAUAUUCUGCCGCCUGCUGUGGAAUCUGAGCUUCAGGAAUAUGCUGCUCAAGACCAGAAACUUCAGAGAGAGCUUAUGCAGAAUGGAUUUACUAGAGGUGACCAGUCACGCAAGAGAGCUGGAGAAGAGUUAACUUACAAUGGCUCAUCAACUUGUGCAAGCUCCAGGGGGUACAGAUAGUGAAUAUACUGGAUCAGCUUCUAAUCCUAGCCAGAACAGACACUGGAGGAGCGCAGGUGAUAUCCGGAGCCUCCUUUGGCAACUGCUGAUACUCGAGCUCUGACACGAGCUAUGCCUCAAAGAAGAGUUUUGGACUUUCUUCUUUAUAUAAUAAAAUGUCAGUUGCUGCUACAAUUGGGAUGACUUUGAAAGACAUGUUUCCUUGGUCUAACCUAUCGACAAGUUCAUGUUCUGUGAUUUUUUUCUGUGAGGAAUGCACCUUGAAAAAUGAUCCUUUCAAAGUGGAAACGGGCAGCGAAAUCAGCAGCUUCCAAAAGCGUUAGAAUGGAAGAAUCUUUUUUGCACUCUUUUCUUAAUAUUAAGGACAUUCUUAAAACUAGUUAACACAUCAGUGUAUUAGUUUUUAAACUUCAAGGUAUUUUCUGGAGCUUUUACUUAAUAAGAAUAAAGUUUUGUUAUUUUACAGUAUUUGUUUGUUAGUUUAAAAAUGGUCACCUUUGAAGAGUUGGUCCCAUGUAAAUGUAUCUUCUGUCAGGGAGUUUAAGAUUCCAGAUUUUUCUUUCCUCUUUGGUUUUUGUUACUUGGUAUUUUGAAUCUCUUUUCCUGUGUGUUCGUACUCUGUGCCUUCAGCUUGUGCACUUUGCAACUUCAGAGACCAUAUUUUGUUUACUGCAAAAUGUGCUCUUGAGGCAAAACUUGAUGCGAACAAACAUGCUGCAAAGUUGCGCUUUUCUCUUGCAUUAAUGGGAGGUGAAUUUAAUGAGGAAGGGAGAAAAGUUGAACCUGUCACCAUUGCUAAUAGUGACUUGAAAGUUUGUCCCCUUCUUAAUUUUCAUAUAUAUUUGUGUUCAGUGCUGGGACCAACUCUUGUAGAAACCCUCUCAUUGACUUUUCAUUGGCUUCCAUAAUUGCAAUAGAUCGAGAUGUGAAUUCCAGAUUGAAUGAAAUACUAAGAUACGUUUUAUGUUGUGCUAUGUAGCAACAUUGUGGACAAAAUUCUCCAGUCCAGUAGGUCUGCAGUGUGCAUCUUUGUCAGCACAAACUAGAUGUGCACCUGGUUGAUCUGCGAACAGUGGUACCCGUCCAAGAUCACUUUGUGGCUUCUGUGCCACAUCUCCUGUUUUAGGAAGGUGAAGGGGGUAUGAUGGUGGGUGUAGUCAGAAUCAGGGAGUUGAGGAGUGGUGUAAUGCAGCCUCUUGCUUCCAGUCUUGUGUAGGCUCAGUUGGAGAUCCAGCUGAGCCCAGUUCCAGGAGAUCUGGACCGAUGGUCUAAAUCCUAGUGAUUGUGACUUGGGUUUUAAUCAGUGGUAUGGCUAAUGCAGUUCUUUCAUGAGGGGAGAUAUAUACUUGAAAAAGCAGUUUGACUACAGGGUUUGUUGUUGUUUGGGGGUUUAUUUGUUGUUACUAUGGAUUUAUUUUCAGUACCUUUAGUUCUGAAGAGAAAUGAGUUGGUCAUAUAAAAUCUUUCUGAAGUGAAACAAACUUUGUUCAGUUUUGUCUUGCACAACUCUUACGCCUGUUUAAAAACAGCACCACACAGACACCCACCAACCCCCUUUGUGCUUGCAUGAGUUCAUUACAAAGUGCAGAAAAAAGACAAAAAUAGAUGCGGCAGGGACAAAGCUUCUUUUUGUUUUGUAUCCAGGAGUCAUGUAAAUGAAUUUAGUUCAAUCCAUUUCACAUCAGUCGCUUCAGCAAUGCCGCUAGUUUGGAGGGUGGCAGGGAGGAAGAAUGAGAAGGACACUGCUGUGUUUGACAGAUUCAAAUCUGAUUUAACUGUGUGUUUCUUUGCAUAUUUGCAAGGACUAUUUAACUUUGAGGAAGCUUUUCUUUUAGAAUGACAAAUGAACGUUUGGUGUGGUGUUUUCUCUGUAGAACAAUGCCAGCAAUCUAAUUUCAUCCCCAGUAAUGGAAAACCAGACCACUCGGUAGGGAUUUUUCAAGUGUUGAUAGUGCUUCAACUUUGCUAUCAGGUACUUAAGUUGAAGCAGAAUUAGAUACAAACAGGGGUUUUGAAAAUACACGGUGGAUAAAUUAAUGAAGGCCUUUAGGGAACAAAAUGAUUUGCCAGCUUCCAGGUUUUCUGUCAGUUUUGGCUUUAAACAAAAAUAAAACCUCUGAUAGCAUCCUUAGCUUUAAAAUAAUCACUGUUUACUGAGAUCAUGAUAUUCCUGAGUAAAGAAUAGAUGCAUUAACCUGAUUUGGUUAAAGUCUGUUUACAACUUCAUUACCAUUCUAGCUCAUAUAAUACAGUAAUCAAGCUCUGUUGUCUUUGUCAAAUGAUUACAGUCUUUUUCUGUUAUUAAAGUGGUUUUACUGGGUGAGGUUUGUAAAUAACAUUUACUUUUGCUUCAUUGUCUGAGGCAAGGGUUCAACAUUCAUUUUACAUUGCAUUAUGUUUGGGACACAAACUUCUUGAACAGUAAAGGGUAAAGCAUUCCUGUUGGUGUGGUUCACUUUGUGUGCCAUGAGUAGUGCUUGCAUAUUCCUCAGUCCUCUGUAGCAUUCUCACUUGGCCACCAUACCAGAGAAAUCUGUUUGUUAAGCACUGUAUUAUGUUGUAAAUUUGGCAUUAAAAUUCCUGUAUGUUUUGGCAUUAUUAACGUAAUGCUGAAAUACUGUUUUAUCUGUUGAAGAUGUUCUCAUUGUGACUGAGCAUGGAACAGAAUACAGCUUAUGAUACUAAAUCAUUUUGUUUCUCUGUAAACUUUUACUUACAGUAAAACUAACUCAGCGGACUUGAGCAUUGGUACUGUUAAGCCACAAUUACCAACAGCAUGAUCCUAACUGCAGUAUUUAAUUUAACCAGAUAACUUGCGGUAAAUCCAUUGCAUUUGUAGCUUACUCUGUUAAGAUUAAGCAGUAAAGUUGGUUAUACAGUGGGUGUCGUCUUCAUGUUGCACUGGUUCUACAGCCAAACUUGCUGCAUUAAAAUAUUUGUAGAUUAAUUUCA
Molecule: messenger RNA, 4141 nt
Organism: Neopsephotus bourkii (Bourke's parrot)
Lineage: Eukaryota; Metazoa; Chordata; Aves; Psittaciformes; Psittacidae
Gene: CACUL1
Product: CDK2 associated cullin domain 1
Exons: 9
Coding region: 152-1189 (345 amino acids)
Biological process (GO): ubiquitin-dependent protein catabolic process
Molecular function (GO): ubiquitin protein ligase binding
Source: RefSeq, a predicted model, not a curated record